AAUGCCUGCCCUGCAGAGUUCAGCGAGAGCAUAAAUGUACAGCAUCACACGCAGACACACACAGGCGAGAAGCCAUACAAGUGCGAUGUCUGCCCUGCAGAGUUCACCCGGAGCAGCUAUCUACAGCAUCACAAGCGGAGACACACGGGCGAGAAGCCAUACAAGUGCGAUGUCUGCCCUGCAGAGUUCAGCCGGAGCGGCCAUCUACGGGGUCACAAGCGCACGCACACAGAAGAGAAGCCAUAGAAGUGCAAUGCCUGCCCUGCAGAGUUCAGCGAGAGCAUAAAUGUACAGCAUCACACGCAGACACACACAGGCGAGAAGCCAUACAAGUGCGAUGUCUGCCCUGCAGAGUUCACCCGGAGCAGCUAUCUACAGCAUCACAAGCGGAGACACACGGGCGAGAAGCCAUACAAGUGCGAUGUCUGCCCUGCAGAGUUCAGCCGGAGCGGCCACCUACAAUGUCACAGGCAGACACACACGGGUGAGAAGCCAUACAAGUGCGAUGUCUGCCAUGCAGGGUUCAGUCAGAGCGGGAAUCUACAGGGUCACAUGCGCACGCACACAGGAGAGAAGCCAUACAAGUGCGAUGUAUGCCCUGCGCAGUUCAGAUUGGGCGGCCACCUACAGCGUCACAAGCAGACACACACGGGCGAAAAGCCAUAUAAGUGCAAUGUCUGCCCUGCAGAGUUCAGCCGGAGCAGCGACCUAAAACGUCACAAGCAGACACACACGGGCGAGAAGCCAUACAAGUGCGAUGUCUGCCCUGCAGAGUUCAGCCGGAGCGGCCAUCUACGGGGUCACAAGCGCACGCACACAGAAGAGAAGCCAUAG
Messenger RNA from Ornithodoros turicata, 834 nucleotides. RefSeq names its product zinc finger protein 235-like. The record is from RefSeq and is a predicted model, not a curated record. Gene Ontology annotation, molecular function: RNA polymerase II cis-regulatory region sequence-specific DNA binding; DNA-binding transcription factor activity, RNA polymerase II-specific. Gene Ontology annotation, biological process: regulation of DNA-templated transcription. The annotation marks the transcript as partial. The transcript has a single exon. NCBI's taxonomy places the organism in Eukaryota, Metazoa, Arthropoda, Arachnida, Ixodida, Argasidae.